Molecule: messenger RNA, 884 nt
Organism: Cherax quadricarinatus
Lineage: Eukaryota; Metazoa; Arthropoda; Malacostraca; Decapoda; Parastacidae
Product: larval cuticle protein 16/17
Cellular component (GO): chitin-based extracellular matrix
Molecular function (GO): structural constituent of chitin-based larval cuticle
Source: RefSeq, a predicted model, not a curated record
CUGCUGCUUGCCACCAUCCCACUGUCUGCCAUUCAUGCUGGAGUCUGCCAUCUGUCUGCACAUCCCACCACCACCUGCCGCCCCGAGACACCAACUGUGUGAUACAUUCACUCAAUAACCUGAUAGAUAAUACUCGCUCACCAAGAGGACUCUGGUCAGUGUUUCACUCGCUGUCAGCAACUCUCUGCACUCCACCGACAUGCACACUUGGACACUGUUGUUGCUGGGCCUGGUAACACUGGCUGCUGCACUCCCAGAGAAGUUGCACCAGCUGGCCGGCGAAGCUGACGAGGAUGAAGAAGGUGUUGACUAUGAAGAUGAACCCAAGAGACCGUACAGCUUCUCGUACGCCGCCUCCCGCUACUACAACGGCGCUCCUGACAGAGAACACCAGGAACAACGAGGAGAAGACGGUAUUACCAGAGGUGUCUUCAGGUACGUAGACCCACGUCACAAAGUACAAGAGGUCGUGUACUUCGCUGACGAAGGAGGUUUUCACGUGGAGGCUUCCAACCUGCCUCAGGAGACCCUGGCUGUGCAGAACGCUCGUCUCAAACACCAGGAACUCUUUGAGAAGAUCAGAGAGGAACAUGCUCGUAUUGGAGCCGAGAGAGCGCUCCUUGAGUCCGAAAACACCGAUGACGAGAAGUACCAGUAGUGAUGUACCUGUAGUGUCGUACCUGUAGUGAUGUACCAGUAGUGACGUACCUGUAGUGACGUAACUGUAGUGACGUACCUGUAGUGACGUACCUGUAGUGACCUACCUGUAGUGACCUAGUUGUAGUGACGUACCAGUAUUGACGUUCCUGUAGUGACGUACCUGUAGUGAUGUACCAGUAGUGACGUACCAGCAGUGACCUACCAGUAGUGAUGUACUAGUAGUG